Messenger RNA from Salvia splendens (bonfire salvia), 3105 nucleotides. Its product is annotated as probable methyltransferase PMT5. Gene Ontology annotation, molecular function: methyltransferase activity. The record is from RefSeq and is a predicted model, not a curated record. The coding region runs from base 1094 to 2989 and encodes 631 amino acids. The transcript is spliced from 7 exons. NCBI's taxonomy places the organism in Eukaryota, Viridiplantae, Streptophyta, Magnoliopsida, Lamiales, Lamiaceae. Gene Ontology annotation, cellular component: cytoplasm.
CCCAUCUUUCUUGUAACAAGAUUAAUUUAUAAACGUGAGUAUUUGAAAAUCCAACCGUAGUUAAUGAGAGAUGGAAACACAUGGGAUCCCAAGUUUCCAGCCCAUUUUACAUUAGACUAUUAUCCUACUGUUGAAGGCUUGAAGCAGUUAAUUAGUUGAGGGUCACACUAUUUAUCAGCCAAACAUCAUGUCAGAGAUCUGUCAAUUUAUGAAGUGUCGCGAUAUUUCUAAGUCGAAAAAAUAAAGAAAAUGUGGGAAAAAUUGAAGAAAUUAAACUAGAAUUUCUCGUAGUACUUAAUUUAAGUUAAAACAUAAUGAAUGGGUGAGGGGUGCUACCUUUGAGAAAAACUACUAGUACUAUAUGUCAUGACAAAAACGAAUGCUAUCUUUCUCCUUCCGGGAACAAAUAUUCUAUCUUUAACUCUUGAUUCCCGCUCCCACUACUCUCUCUCUCUGUCAGCGCACACACACUCACACUCGCGAAAGAUACAUUAAAAGGCUGCUCAGAAUUUCUCUCUCUUGAAUCCAGUGGUGAAUUACUCUGCUGCUCAACCUCCACUGUUUGCACCCAUACCUCUUUCACACUGCUUCAUUCAUGUGCCGGUAAAUUUUCCAUUAUGAUUUUCCUCGUCUAAUAAUGUGCAAUUUGGUGCGUUUCGGAUCUGAUCUGUGCGGUUGAGUAUGCUUGUAUUUUCCUUGACUGUUUUUUAUACUCUCAAAUUUGAUCCAUAUUCUUUCAUGGAUGCCAUCAUGCCAACUACUCUAUGUUUGUGUUGUAGUAGUUAAUUCUCGCUCUUCCUUUUUUUUUGUUUUUGGUGAAGCUGUGCAAGUUAAAGUUUGAUAUGUAUGCUUUGUUCAUCGGCAGAGUAAUCGAUAUGAAUUCUGAUUCGUUAGUAUUCAUUUAAGUUGAAGGUUUGUUGGUUCAAUUGGUAUUGUUGCACCAGUCGAUGUAUUAGUGUUAAUUUGAGCUGGUUGAUUUAUCAUGAUCUGGAAUUUUGGUUGUUUUCAGCAGAUCCUUGAAGAAAUUGCUGGAUUUCAUGAUUCGGUAGAUGAUUGAAUGGAAAAUUAGAGCAUAAAUAAGUUCUGUGAUUUUAUGUUGAAGACAGGGCAGCAAUUGGAGAUGAGAACUUCUUCGCACAGUAACCUACCAUUUGCUAUGAGCCAGAGACCGCAGAUUAACUGGUUACUGUUGUGUAUAAUCAGCGUCUUUGGAUUUAUUGCCCUUUCCAGAUCUUAUUUGUCUGGUAAAUUUGAUUCUGCUAGUGCCUCAGCGAGACCUAACAUUUAUUCAAGUUAUAGAAGGUUGAGAGCGCAAGCAGAGAAUGAUUAUUUGGAGUUGAGAAAUUUGGGAGCUAACCAUGUAAAUGAUUACAGUCUGUGUGGGAAGGAAAUGGAGAAUGGUGUUCCUUGCUACAACGUAUCUGCCAACUUGCUAGCUGGUUUCAAAUAUGGCGAGGAGUUUGAUCGUCAUUGCGAAGUAUUGAGAAACAAGCAGCGUUGUCUGACUCGUUCGCCUAAGGAUUAUAAGAUCCCCUUGACCUGGCCUGGCGGUAGGGAUGUUAUAUGGAGCGGAAAUGUGAAGCUGAGCAAGGAUCAGUUCCUUUCAUCUGGAAGCAAGAUGAAAAAACUUAUGUUGCUAGAAGAGAAUCAAAUUGCUUUUCAUUCAAAUGAUGGAAGGACUGCUGAUGAUGUCAGAGAUUAUUCUAACCAGAUUGCCAAGAUGAUAGGGCUGGGGAGUGACAAUGAAUUUCAUCAAGCUGGUGUCCGCAAUGUUUUAGAUAUUGGCUGUGGGUUUGGUAGCUUUGGUGCGCAUCUGCUUUCACUUAAAUUGAUGGCUGUUUGUAUGGCAGCAUAUGAAUCAACAGGAAGCCAAGUUCAGCUAGCUCUCGAGAGAGGUCUCCCAGCAAUUAUUGGCAACUUCAUCUCGAGACAGCUACCUUAUCCUUCUUUAUCAUAUGAUAUGGUUCACUGUGCCCAGUGUGGCAUUUUCUGGGAUGACAAAGAUGGCAUGUUUCUUAUUGAAGUUGACAGAGUACUUAAGCCUGGAGGCUACCUUGUUUUGACCUCGCCUAGGAGCAGAGGACGCAGAAGUUCUCCGGGCUCCAAAAGGGGAAGUGCUUCAAGUCCUUUUGAAAAAUUCAUCAAAAAGCUUUGUUGGAAUCUCUUGUCUGAGCAAGACGGGACUUUCAUCUGGCAGAAAACUACAGAUUCUCAUUGCUAUGCUUCCAGCAAGGAUCUUUUCCCUCUAUGUAAGAGAGAGGAUGGCCUUUCAUACUACAAACCACUUGUGAAAUGCAUAAGUGGAACCACCAGCAAACACUGGACACCAAUUCAGAACAGAUCUUCUGCUUCUCUGGAGUUUCAAAUCCAUGGAAUUCAUCCUCAAGAAUUCUCUCAAGAUCUGGAGUUCUGGAGAUCCUCACUGAGAAACUACUGGCCAUUGCUAUCUCCCUUGAUCUUCUCAGACCACCCCAAGAGGCCCAGUGACGAAGACCCGGACCCUCCUCACAACAUGGUCCGGAACGUGAUGGACAUGAACGCGAACUACGCAGGCUUGAACGCUGCCCUACUGGAAGGCGGGCACUCAGUGUGGGUGAUGAAUGUUGUGCCUAUGGGUGAAAGCAGCACCCUCCCUUUCAUUCUUGAUCUAGGCUUUGCAGGUGUUGUACAUAACUGGUGUGAGCCUUUCCCUACAUAUCCUCGGACAUACGACAUGCUUCAUGCAAAGGGUCUGCUAUCCCACCUGGUUUCAGACAAGUGCAGCAUCACCGAUCUGAUCUUUGACAUGGAUCGAAUUCUCCGGCCUGAGGUAAUGUUUAAGAGAUUUAUAUGCCUCAAAUAUUCAUAUUCAAAUGUUUUUUUUUGCUUAAAUCUGGUGAUAAUCUUGGCAGGGGUGGGUUGUCAUUUCCGACAAGAUCGGUGUGAUAGAGAAAGCAAGAACUGUUGCUGCUCGCCUUCACUGGGAAGCAAGGGUUGUCGACAUCGAUAACGGCACCGACCAGCGCCUACUCCUCUGCCAAAAACCAUUCUUCACAAACUGACACCUUUCUGUACCAUUAAUAUUACAGAGGAGGAUAUGAUGCAAGUGAAAGGUCUUCUUCAACA